Arabidopsis thaliana (thale cress) is the source of this 4926-nucleotide messenger RNA. It is a transcript of the gene CPL3, whose product is annotated as C-terminal domain phosphatase-like 3. The record is from RefSeq and is marked reviewed. The transcript has 11 exons. The coding region runs from base 1292 to 4246 and encodes 984 amino acids. Gene Ontology annotation, biological process: response to salt stress; regulation of transcription by RNA polymerase II. Gene Ontology annotation, cellular component: nucleus. NCBI's taxonomy places the organism in Eukaryota, Viridiplantae, Streptophyta, Magnoliopsida, Brassicales, Brassicaceae. Gene Ontology annotation, molecular function: RNA polymerase II CTD heptapeptide repeat phosphatase activity; protein serine/threonine phosphatase activity; phosphoprotein phosphatase activity.
AGAUUCUCCUUCUUCUUCUCUCUCUCUCCCUUCGUCUAUAUUUCACAUUCUCUUCAAGUUUCGGCCUUCGGAGAAAAUAAUAAGCAUCUCAAAAUUUGGAUCUGGAGAAGAAAAUUUGAAAACUCUCUUGUUCUCUCAAAGGUGGUGGUAGAUCUCGAAUUGGGAAUUUUCGAAAUUGUGAAUCUUUGAAAAAAAAAGAGUUAAAUUGACAAAACAUUUCCUUAACUUGAAUCUCUGUUUUUUGAAUCGUUUAAAUUAGAGAAGAACCCUAAUUUUUUCUGUUUUGGAGAUCUCUUCUCUGGACCGGGGACUAAAGUGGGCGAUUUUCGAAUUCAAGGUUUUUGUUUCUGAAUCGGGUUUGGAUUCGUUUUUGAGCAAAGUUUUGAGAUUUUUACAUGCUUGUAGCUCGAUCUGGUUGUUCUAGAACCCUAAUUCGAAUGGGCAACGAUGAAAACUUGAUGGUAAUGGUGGAUGUUGAGGAAGGUGAGAUUCCUGAUUCUGUCAACACUGAGAUUGAAGUUAAGCACAAGAGUACUACUACUACGGCCGAUGUUGGCGGAGACGUCGAUGUUGGGGUUGUGGCUGGAGGAAGAGGAGGAGGUGGUGGUGGUUCUAAUGGCAACUCUAGGGUUUGGACAAUGGAGGAGUUGAUUUCUCAGUAUCCUGCUUACCGUCCAUAUGCGAAUUCGGGUUUAUCUAAUUUAGCUUGGGCUCGAGCUGUGCAGAACAAACCUUUUAAUGAAGGUUUGGUAAUGGAUUAUGAACCAAGAGAGAGUGAUAAGAUUGUGAUUGAAGAUAGUGAUGAUGAGAAAGAAGAAGGUGAGUUGGAGGAAGGUGAAAUUGAUUUGGUCGACAAUGCUUCUGAUGACAAUUUGGUUGAGAAGGAUACUGAAUCUGUUGUGUUGAUAAGUGCUGAUAAAGUUGAAGAUGAUCGAAUUCUAAAGGAGAGAGAUUUGGAGAAGAAAGUGAAACUAAUUCGUGGUGUUUUGGAGAGUACUUCGUUGGUAGAAGCACAGACGUAAGACUAUCCUGAGAAUGGAGAGAUCAGAUGAUGAUGAUGAAAAAAAUUAAAACAUCUGUCAGAGUUUGAUGAGUGAAGUUUGAUUUUUUUUUCUUUUCAUGUUUUGUUCUGUUUCGUUUCAGCGGAUUUGAAGGAGUUUGUUCCAGAAUAUUGGGGGCGUUAGAGUCUUUGCGAGAGCUGGUUUCAGAUAAUGAUGAUUUUCCGAAGAGGGAUACUUUAGUUCAAUUGUCAUUUGCUUCUCUUCAAACCAUUAACUAUGUGUUUUGCUCGAUGAACAAUAUUUCCAAGGAGCGUAAUAAGGAGACUAUGUCAAGAUUGCUGACUCUUGUAAAUGACCAUUUUUCCCAAUUUCUCUCAUUCAACCAGAAAAAUGAGAUAGAGACCAUGAAUCAGGAUUUAAGCCGUUCUGCUAUUGCAGUUUUUGCUGGAACCAGCAGUGAAGAGAAUGUUAAUCAAAUGACUCAGCCGAGUAAUGGUGAUUCUUUUCUUGCCAAAAAGCUGACUUCAGAAAGUACACAUCGAGGAGCCGCCUACUUAAGGAGUAGGUUGCCUAUGCUGCCUCUUCUAGACCUUCAUAAGGAUCAUGAUGCAGACAGCCUUCCGUCGCCCACAAGGGAAACAACACCAAGUUUACCUGUAAAUGGUCGCCAUACAAUGGUUAGACCAGGUUUUCCCGUUGGUAGAGAGAGCCAAACGACUGAGGGUGCCAAAGUCUAUUCAUAUGAGAGUGAUGCCCGUAAAGCAGUUUCUACCUACCAGCAAAAAUUUGGUCUUAAUUCAGUGUUUAAGACAGAUGACCUUCCAAGCCCAACCCCAUCAGGAGAACCUAAUGAUGGCAAUGGAGACGUUGGUGGAGAGGUUUCCAGUUCUGUUGUUAAGAGCUCGAACCCGGGGAGUCACCUAAUUUAUGGGCAAGACGUUCCUCUGCCCUCCAAUUUUAAUUCUAGAAGCAUGCCUGUUGCAAAUUCUGUUUCUAGCACUGUUCCACCACAUCAUCUGUCAAUUCAUGCUAUUUCUGCACCAACUGCCUCUGAUCAGACAGUGAAACCUUCUGCAAAGAGUCGAGAUCCAAGACUAAGGCUUGCGAAACCUGAUGCUGCCAAUGUAACCAUUUAUUCGUACUCGUCUGGCGACGCUAGAAAUCUUUCAAAAGUAGAGCUUUCUGCAGACUUGGUGAACCCAAGAAAACAAAAAGCCGCUGAUGAAUUUUUAAUUGAUGGGCCUGCAUGGAAAAGACAAAAGAGUGAUACGGAUGCACCAAAAGCAGCUGGAACUGGUGGCUGGCUAGAGGAUACAGAAUCAUCGGGACUUCUAAAACUGGAAUCCAAGCCCAGGCUAAUUGAGAACGGUGUAACAUCUAUGACAUCAAGUGUUAUGCCCACGAGUGCUGUUUCUGUGAGCCAAAAAGUACGGACAGCUUCAACUGAUACUGCAUCAUUGCAAUCCCUUUUGAAGGAUAUUGCAGUAAAUCCUACAAUGCUACUGAAUCUCCUGAAAAUGGGAGAAAGACAAAAGGUACCUGAAAAAGCUAUUCAGAAACCCAUGGAUCCAAGAAGAGCAGCACAACUCCCUGGCUCUUCCGUACAACCAGGGGUAUCAACACCGCUUAGUAUACCUGCAUCAAAUGCUUUAGCUGCUAAUUCUUUAAACUCAGGAGUACUUCAGGAUUCUUCCCAAAACGCCCCUGCAGCCGAAUCUGGAAGCAUUCGCAUGAAACCUCGUGAUCCUCGCCGAAUCCUGCAUGGAAGUACUCUUCAAAGAACGGACUCUUCAAUGGAAAAGCAGACCAAAGUGAAUGAUCCUUCCACUCUAGGAACCUUGACUAUGAAGGGUAAGGCAGAAGAUUUGGAAACACCUCCCCAGCUUGAUCCACGGCAAAAUAUUAGCCAGAAUGGUACCAGCAAAAUGAAAAUUUCGGGUGAACUUCUCAGUGGGAAGACACCAGACUUUUCAACACAAUUCACCAAAAACCUGAAAAGUAUUGCUGAUAUGGUUGUCGUAUCACAACAACUUGGCAAUCCCCCAGCAAGUAUGCAUUCGGUACAGCUUAAGACGGAGAGAGAUGUUAAACAUAAUCCUUCAAAUCCCAAUGCCCAGGAUGAGGAUGUGUCAGUUUCAGCAGCAUCAGUAACGGCUGCAGCUGGUCCCACUCGUUCCAUGAACAGUUGGGGAGAUGUGGAACACCUAUUUGAAGGAUAUGAUGACAUUCAGAGAGUAGCUAUUCAAAGAGAGAGAGUUCGUAGGUUAGAGGAACAGAAUAAAAUGUUUGCAUCUCAAAAGCUCUCUCUUGUCUUGGAUAUAGACCACACCCUUCUCAAUUCAGCUAAGUUUAAUGAGGUUGAAUCCCGCCACGAGGAGAUAUUAAGAAAGAAGGAAGAACAAGAUCGUGAGAAACCAUAUAGACAUCUCUUUCGUUUCCUGCACAUGGGAAUGUGGACUAAACUAAGACCAGGGAUUUGGAAUUUUUUGGAGAAGGCUAGCAAGCUGUACGAGUUACAUCUUUACACUAUGGGAAACAAAUUGUAUGCUACAGAGAUGGCCAAGCUGCUUGAUCCCAAAGGGGUUCUAUUUAAUGGACGGGUCAUAUCGAAAGGAGAUGAUGGAGAUCCUCUUGAUGGAGACGAACGAGUACCUAAGAGCAAAGAUUUAGAAGGAGUUAUGGGUAUGGAAUCGUCUGUGGUGAUCAUAGAUGACUCUGUCCGAGUGUGGCCUCAACACAAAAUGAAUUUAAUAGCUGUUGAAAGAUAUCUUUAUUUCCCUUGUAGUAGACGGCAAUUUGGGCUUCUUGGUCCUUCUCUUCUUGAGUUAGAUCGUGAUGAGGUACCUGAGGAGGGCACAUUGGCAUCUUCAUUAGCGGUUAUUGAGAAAAUACAUCAAAAUUUCUUCUCGCACACUUCAUUAGAUGAAGUUGAUGUGAGAAAUAUUUUAGCUUCUGAGCAACGAAAGAUAUUGGCUGGUUGUAGGAUUGUAUUUAGUCGGAUAAUCCCAGUGGGUGAAGCCAAACCGCACUUGCAUCCCCUGUGGCAAACUGCUGAGCAGUUUGGUGCUGUCUGCACAACCCAGGUGGAUGAACAUGUCACUCAUGUUGUCACAAAUUCUCUUGGAACCGACAAGGUAAAUUGGGCACUAACCAGAGGUAGAUUUGUUGUUCAUCCUGGCUGGGUGGAAGCAUCAGCUUUUCUGUACCAGAGAGCAAAUGAGAACUUAUAUGCCAUCAACCCGUAAACCAAAUCCAUGAUCCGCCCUCUUAAAUCCCCACCAUUUGGUGGAAUUGAGACUUAAGAAGGCCUGAAAACCCAAUAAGUCAUAUUGGGUUGAUUAGGCUAGGCCCCGGGGUACAUACACAUUCUUUUGCCCCAAAAGAAGCGAAUUCAUUAAAAUGCCAAAGGUAUUGGGGGCUUUUAACAAAACGAACUCCACAUUGUAUCAAUGGUCUAGAGUAGAUCUACUUACUUUGGGAUGGUGAAGGAAACUAGUCUGUCUCUGAAUCUAAAAAAAUAACACCAGAGAGACCCAGCAUUAGAAAGUAUGAUGUGCCAAGGUCACGUGUCAAAGGAGAGGAUCAUGUUCAAUUUUGGUUCUCAUCUGUUGAUUCAUGAUCGGUCAGAUAAAUGUUUGUUGUGGUAUUUAUGUCUCUUGUCGGAAGCAAUUCUGAUGGGGUACCAAGGCAACAGAGAAGAGAAGAAAGCUUUAAUUGAAAUGUUCAUAUGCCUUACUAAUCCCCAGAAUUAAAUGUGGUGGAGAAACCAAAUUCAUUAAGUAUGACAAACAGAGACCACAUUAAACAGUUACUUGACGUCUAAGUUAUUGGUAAUGGAUCAUUAUUAACCGUAAAACCACAAUGGACUAUAUACUAUUAAGGGUACCAUCAAUUGGUAAAUGACUGAAUGGAAUUUGGCACGUCA